AUGGGGGGACUCAACUACCAGGUGAUGAGGGCCUAUCUUCCCCGGAUACGGUUUCUCACGGUCCAUUAUGCCUACUUCAUUGGGCUCUCUUUCAUUACCUCCGCCAUCUUCUGGGGCACCUCUUCCCCUGCCCAGAGUGUGCGAUACAUUGACUCGUUAUACUUAACUACCAGCGCCAUGACCCUCGCGGGCAUGAAUACGGUGAACCUGUCUACACUCAAUACAUUCCAACAAGUCCUGUUGUUCUUCCUGAUAAUAUCUGGAUCUGCAAUCUGGGUGUCCAUCGCCAUGGUGCUUGUUCGCAAACGUGCCUUUGAAAAAAGGUUUGGGGAGAUUGUGAAAGCAGAGCAUCUUCAAAGAAAAGCACAGAGCCGGAUUGGGUUUGGCCGUGCACUAACGCGGUCGCGCUCUUUCUCCCGACAGUCCACUAUGCCCCAGGAACGUACUUGGCUGCCAGGACUUCUACCCAUGCUCCGGUCUCCGAGUUGGGGAGCACCAGUUGACCCUAGCCGUAGUUCUCAACCCGCAAGCUCGGGGAAAAGGGACCUGGUAUUAGAGCCCAGACCUGGUCAUACUGAUGCUGGACAACCAGUCCAGCAACCGAACCAGGAUGUUUCAGAAGGAGGAAACGGUGCCGAGUCUGUGGCUCCUGAUGAAGGACUGCCUAAUGAAGACGUUCUCAGGGAGCAAACGAGCAACACUGAUACCGAUGCUCAUAUUGCAUUCACUUCCGUCGCAAGGAAUGGCUCUGAAGAACUACAAUCCAACCCACUACGCCGACGCAUGCUGUCCCCGUAUACAAAUGUUCUGAAUCGCUCUAAUACGCUCGGCGAAAUGGAGCAGGGCCCAUCCGCUGAGGACUCUGAUGGAGGUGAUCUUCAUUUGAACCUUCUUCACAAAUUGCGCCGCAACUCUACAUUCUACAAUCUCACCGAAGCUGAGCGACAAAAGCUUGGAGGUGCCGAGUAUCGAGCAGUCUCCUUGUUGGCUGUCAUCGUGCCGAUCUACUUUUUUCUCUGGCAGCUGCUCGGUGGCUUAGGUCUGGGAGCGUAUAUCGCGAGGAACAAAGCGUCAGAGGCCGAGUCUAACGGUCUGAAUCCUUGGUGGACCGGCUUCUUUUUUGCAGUAUCUGCUUUCAACAACUCUGGCAUGAGUAUUCUCGAUGCGAAUAUGGUUCCCUUUCAAACGUCGACCUAUAUGCUCAUCACAAUGGGCUUAUUGAUCCUGGCUGGCAACACCUGCUAUCCGAUAUUUUUGCGAUGGAUAUUACGCGCUAUCCGUCUCAUGCUUUCAGAUCAUGAGCAUUUUGAUCAGUUCCGUGACACAUUAAACUUCCUCCUGGACCAUCCAAGGCGAUCUUAUACCACUUUGUUUCCUUCUGCCCAUACUUGGUGGCUGCUUCUCUCUGUAAUCGUACUGAAUGGUAUAGACUGGCUAGCAUUCGAAGUACUCAAUAUAGACAAUCCGGCAGUGGACGCCAUCCCGCGGGGAUCGCGCGUGUUGGACGGACUUUUCCAAGCCUUGUGUGUUCGAAGCGGAGGCUUCUAUGUGGUCAGUAUCUCAGCCCUCCAGCUAGGGACGCAAGUAAUCUACGUGGUGAUGAUGUAUAUUUCAGUCUAUCCAGUUGUGAUUACGAUGCGGCAUUCCAAUGUAUACGAAGAGAGGAGUCUGGGAAUUUAUGCAGAUGACCCGUCCGCGAACGAGGAUGAUCAGGACUCACCCUCAGAAUCCUCCAGAAGUCGUCUGUUCAUGAUGCCCGCCUCUGGAAGGAUUUAUUUUAUCCGCCAUCAGCUACGAGCUCAGCUGGCAUAUGACCUAUGGUGGAUUGCGUUGGCUGUGAUCGUAAUCUGCAUCGUGGAGGCAGGCCAAUUUACCCGUGAUCCUGUCACUUUCUCAGCGUUCAACAUUAUCUUCGAAACAGUGAGUGCCUAUGGAAGUGUCGGGAUCAGUACGGGCCUUCCAAACCAACUUUACAGUUUCUCUGGGGCCUGGCAUACCUUGAGCAAGCUUGUUCUUUGUGCUGUGAUGAUUCGGGGCCGCCAUCGAGGUCUGCCGGUCGCGAUUGACAAGGCGAUUAUGUUACCGAGCGACAAACUCAUUAGAGCGGAAGAAGAAGAUGCUCAGAUCAGGAUGGAACGAACGAUGAGCCGCAGAACUCGAUGA
Molecule: messenger RNA, 2163 nt
Organism: Penicillium canescens
Lineage: Eukaryota; Fungi; Ascomycota; Eurotiomycetes; Eurotiales; Aspergillaceae
Product: Low-affinity potassium transport protein
Exons: 6
Coding region: 1-2163 (720 amino acids)
Biological process (GO): intracellular potassium ion homeostasis; potassium ion import across plasma membrane
Cellular component (GO): plasma membrane
Molecular function (GO): high-affinity potassium ion transmembrane transporter activity
Source: RefSeq, a predicted model, not a curated record